Molecule: messenger RNA, 916 nt
Organism: Arabidopsis arenosa
Lineage: Eukaryota; Viridiplantae; Streptophyta; Magnoliopsida; Brassicales; Brassicaceae
Source: the annotation of a GenBank genome assembly
GGUUAGGGUUCCUGGGCGAGCCAUUCGCUGGAUCUCUGAAGUUGAGAAGCAGCUAUGGAGAAUGGGAAAAGAGACAGACAAGAGAUGGAAGUCAAUACCACACCGAGAAAGCCUCGUGUACUACUGGCUGCAAGUGGAAGCGUAGCUGCUAUCAAAUUCGGCAAUCUCUGCCAUUGUUUCACCGAAUGGGCAGAAGUGAGAGCCGUAGUUUCGAAAUCAUCUCUUCAUUUCCUCGAUAAACUCUCUCUCCCACAAGAAGUUACUCUGUAUACUGAUGAAGAUGAAUGGUCAAGCUGGAACAAGAUCGGUGAUCCUGUCCUUCACAUCGAGCUUAGACGUUGGGCUGAUGUUUUAGUCAUUGCUCCUUUGUCUGCUAACACUCUAGGCAAGAUUGCUGGUGGGCUUUGUGAUAAUCUUCUGACUUGUAUUAUACGAGCUUGGGACUAUAGCAAACCACUGUUUGUUGCACCAGCGAUGAAUACUUUGAUGUGGAACAAUCCUUUCACUGAAAGGCAUCUUUUGUCGCUUGAUGAACUGGGAAUCACACUUAUUCCUCCUAUCAAGAAGAGAUUGGCCUGUGGAGACUAUGGUAAUGGCGCUAUGGCUGAGCCCUCUCUUAUCUAUUCCACUGUCAGACUCUUCUGGGAGUCUCAGGCUCAUCAGCAAAGUGGUGGAACUAGUUAAACCAUGAUGUCCACAAAAUGCUGUUUUCACUAUCUUAGAUAAUAGAUUUCAUCAGUCUGUCUGCUCUUCUUGUAUAUCUUAAAAUAGCUGUCUGGAUUUAUGUCUGGAGGACCAUUUGCACUAGCUCCUCUCUGUUUCUGUAGAAAUGUUUAUGUUUCCUUUCCUCGCUCUCAAAUGUUAUCUUCAAUUCUGCUGAUUAUUCACCUGUCUGAGCUCACUGAACUUAUGAAUU